UCGCUAAACGUUGUCGAAGUAAAACCAAAACAAAAAGGAGCCGAAGCAGCUAAAGGGACGAAAAAUCCUUUUUGUUGAUUUUCAUUAAUUGUAAUUUAAUUUGGCAGCUUUAUCCUGUUAGUCAGACUUUUUAUCAGGGCAUUAUGUUUUGAUUAUUAAUUGCUUGAUAUUAAGUUUUUAUUUAUGUAAAUUUUAGGUAGGAAAUCCUCAAACCAUGCUUAAACAUGAAUAAAUCGUGGAAAACUUUCGAUCAGCUAGUAAACUCGCCAUGCUUCACCAAAUCGACCCGGAAGGAUCCACGUAGAAACGGUAGGGCGUCCCGAGCUCUUACUCAGUUGUUUCAAAAGUCCUCCAAUCGAAGCUUAUACGAAACGGUUCCGAAUCGUACCGAUGCCGAGCUAGAAAUCGAGGACGCUUCCGAUGAAGAAAACACUGCCCCGGCUGUCGCCAACUCAAGUCCGCAAGAGUACACCAUCGAACCAUGUUCCGCACCUACGCUGGAAGUCACCGAACCAUCCCGGCUCGACUCGGACAUCGAAGAAGUGCCCGAAGAAGAAGCCGCGGACGUGAUUUCAGAAACGACGGACUCCUCCGACUCGGACUGCGAGUCGAUUCGGUGCAAGCGCGCCAAGCGAGUUGCCACGUUGGACUAUCGGAUCGCCAAAAGCCCGGGCAGCUGCGGCCGACGGAUUACGGACGACACGCUGCUGGUGCCGUCCGCUGUGCCGCGAGCGGUCACGUUGGAGAAGUCCAAAGCAUGGAUGAAACCGGCGGUGACUAGGACGACGCCCGUGGCGAAGAAACGCUCCGGUUGGCUUAAGCUGGACGAAUCGUUCAAAACGAAUGGUUCGGCGGUGAGGUCGACGGAGAAGAAAAGUCCCCGGUGGAAGGCGUUGGAGGACACGUUUCAGGCGAGUCCGGAGGCGGAAAUUGAAAGUUUGGAAUCGACUCCGGAUAAUGUGCCGAUGGGUGGCGGUGCUGCUGUUCCGGAAACGGUCGGUUGUUACUACGAACCCGCUAGGGAGGGUUCGAUGAAGAAGCGCAAGGGUUGUCCAGUUUCCCGACUGCAGUCGAUUCUAUCUGAGAAGGCCUCGCGGCAAACAUUUUGGCUGCACGAGCGACAAACGGGACUGGCAGUGGGAAAGAGACCGGUUAAGGUGGAAUCUAUCUCGAGGAUAUUUGGUCGAGUGGCGAUAAGUUACAAGGAAUCGGAUCCGGACGAGCCGGCGCUACAAGUGGAGCACGUGAUCUACAUCGAUCCGGGCGAAAAGCAGCUAAAAACGAUGGGAAAAGGGUCGCUGGUUGAGGUCGAUCACGAUCUGGAGCCGCACAAACUCCGUCGCAAUCGGGUUGUCCACUUGGGGGUGUGUAAGAUAAGGGUGGUCGGUUAGUUUCGAAGGCUCGAAAUAAAAUAAAUAUUGUUGUUUUUACUUAAUCCA
Culex quinquefasciatus (southern house mosquito) is the source of this 1439-nucleotide messenger RNA. RefSeq lists its product as uncharacterized. NCBI's taxonomy places the organism in Eukaryota, Metazoa, Arthropoda, Insecta, Diptera, Culicidae. The transcript is spliced from 3 exons. The record is from RefSeq and is a predicted model, not a curated record. The coding region runs from base 225 to 1391 and encodes 388 amino acids.